Messenger RNA from Oreochromis aureus, 686 nucleotides. RefSeq names its product C-type lectin BfL-2-like. NCBI's taxonomy places the organism in Eukaryota, Metazoa, Chordata, Actinopteri, Cichliformes, Cichlidae. The record is from RefSeq and is a predicted model, not a curated record. Bases 71 to 658 code for a protein of 195 amino acids. The transcript has 4 exons.
AGAGGGAGAAAGAAAUUAUUUGUUGUGGAGCUCAGUAAAUGAUUACAACUGCGCAAUUUUCAAAGACGGGAUGCUGAAUAGUGUUUCCUGUGACUACCAACGGUAUUCCAUUUGCUUUGAUGCAACAAAACAAGGUGCAGAUCAGUACAUCCUUAACACACAAGGCAUGGUUUGGACUGCUGCUCGGGAUUACUGCAGAACAAACUACACAGACCUGACCAGUCUAAGGAAUGAUGCUGAGUACCAGAUAGUCCAGGAAGUAGCCAGUGGCUAUGGAGUGUAUGUUGGCCUCUUCAGAGACCCCUGGGAGUGGUCAGACCAGACUGACUCCUCAUUUAGAUACUGGAACCCAGCCGAGACUGUCUGGACUGGUGGCACCCAAAACUGUGUUGCUAUGUUGAAGGAGAACUCUGGUAAAUGGGGAGACAGGGCAUGUACAGAAACACAUCCAUUCGUCUGUGACUGCAGGAACAAGCUGAGUUUCAUUAAACUGAGGAUCAGCCCACAGGACUCAAUGUUGGAUCUAAAUAACCCUUCGGUGCAAGCAGACAUCUUGGAGCAAAUGAGCCAGAAGCUAAGGAGUUAUAACACGACUGCUGUUUUUCAUCUAAAGUGGAGAAAAAAAUCUGAUGGAAGAGUUUUUACCAAGGAGCCUUGAAGAAGUGGAUGAAAAGACAAGAAUCAGG